Molecule: messenger RNA, 1042 nt
Organism: Lathyrus oleraceus (garden pea)
Lineage: Eukaryota; Viridiplantae; Streptophyta; Magnoliopsida; Fabales; Fabaceae
Product: protein NSP-INTERACTING KINASE 1
Exons: 2
Coding region: 20-1042 (340 amino acids)
Molecular function (GO): protein binding; ATP binding
Source: RefSeq, a predicted model, not a curated record
UACCCUUAGAAAAAUCCUAAUGGAAAUUUCAAGAGGAGAAGGUUUUCUAUGUUUUGUGACGUUGUUCUUGUUUUUGUGUUCUACUAAUUCUUUGCUUUCUCCUAAAGGAAUUAACUUUGAAGUUCAAGCUUUGAUGAGUAUAAAAGCUUCAUUAAUGGAUCCUCAUGGAAUUCUAGAGAAUUGGGAUGGUGAUCCUGUUGAUCCAUGUAGUUGGAAUAUGGUUACUUGUUCUACUGAGAAUCUUGUUAUUAGUUUGGGAAUUCCUAGUCAGAAUUUAUCUGGUACAUUAUCACCAAGUAUUGGAAAGUUAACAAAUCUUCAAACUAUUAUGUUACAGAAUAACAACAUAACUGGACCAAUCAGUUCAGAGCUAGGAAAACUUUCCAUGCUUCAAACACUUGAUCUUUCUGAUAACUUCUUCAAUGGAAAGAUUCCUACUUCUCUUGGUCAUCUGAGAAAGCUUCAAUACUUGAGGCUUAAUAAUAACAGUUUUUCUGGUGAAUGUCCCGAGUCGUUGGCGAACAUGGCGCAACUUACUUUUUUUGAUUUGUCAUUCAACAAUCUUAGUGGCAGUGUGCCUAGAAUCUUGGCCAAAUCAUUCAGUAUUGUUGGAAACCCUCUGGUCUGUGCUACAGCAAAAGAAACAAACUGUCAUGGGAUGAAACUCAUGCCUAUGUCAAUGAACUUAAACAAUACUAACGCUCACAAAAGGGGUCAUUGCGUUUGCAACAAAAACAUAUUAGGAAAAGGCGGCUUCGGCAUUGUCUACAAAGGAAUUCUUUCGGACGGUACGCUUGUCGUUGUAAAGAGGCUUAAAGAUGGAAAUGCCUCCUUGGAAGAAGUUGUGAUGGCCUUGAAAUACGGAGGAUAUAUCUUCAACAAUCUCCACACUGAAAUUAAUACAAGGCACAUUUAUAUGACAAGCAAAAUGGUUGAAAAGUACUCUGGUUUGCAGUUACAACCACACAAGGCUUUUGUGGGGGCUAAUGAUUUUGCUCAUGAAAGUGGCAUACCUCAGGAUGGAAUGCUUACAUUGCACUAG